Molecule: messenger RNA, 234 nt
Organism: Aspergillus luchuensis
Lineage: Eukaryota; Fungi; Ascomycota; Eurotiomycetes; Eurotiales; Aspergillaceae
Exons: 2
Coding region: 1-234 (77 amino acids)
Source: RefSeq, a predicted model, not a curated record
AUGGAAGAUCCUCGUCCUGACUACAAGGCGAUCUUCACCCAGAUCACCGUGAAUCUCUCCAACACACUGACUACAUUCGGUCCUCGUUCACCACAAUACAAGUGUGUUGUGGAGAUGCUCAAGGAGUUUAUGAGGCGUGUGGAGAAGGAUAUUAAUGAGCGCAAUCGACGCGAGCUCGAUCCCGAUAUGUUGAGCACUGCUAUGGAGUUCUUGAAAAUUGGGGAGGAAAGAUGA